AUGCAGAGACCUAAGGUUGAUGAUACCUCCGCCCUCUUGAAAGCUCCAGCAACACCUGUUGUAUCUAAAGAGAUUGUGUGUCUGGGCUACCAUCAAAAUACAUAUGAAAGAUCGUAUGCCUCUGUUGUAUGCAAUAAAGAACGGUCAUCGAUUCCUGUGGUAACUGAGGUGGGACAGGACUAUCACUAUGAACCUGCUGUAUCUCCAGCGUAUACUGUGCAGUCUCCUGAAGAGGAAUCCGGGGAAAAAUCAUCUAUCAAGACGGUGGAUAAUAAUGAUGAAGAGCUGGAGGAUGGGAGGAGAUCUAUGAGGAACCAACAACAGAAGAUGGAGAAAGUCAUGGAUCAAGCUGCUGCUCUAUCCAAGAAAAGGAAUCUAGAAGGCCUUUACAAAGCUGAGGAUGCAGAGAAGAUUAGAGGAGGUGCGAAGAAGUUGAUCACCAUGGCGGCAGAAUUGGCAAGGAAGAAGCAGGAGACCCCGGAGCCAGGACUGCUGAUGAUUGAAGAUCGUGAUCGUCGGACUGCUCAAAUCUGAAGAGCUGGAAGUCUAGUUGCUGAUGCCUGUUAACCUUUUGGUUUCGAAGGAUGUACUAUGUGAUAAACACCUUUUUUAGUCUUAGUGUUGAUAGGUUUUUGCCCCGUAGUAGAUGUCUCGAUGCCGAGGCAUCUGUCAGCGGGUUUCCUAUCGAUGCAAGGGCGCUCUUUCUUUCCUGUUUCCUUUUGAUGUGUUUUGGAAGUAAUUCUUGAACAAUGUAUAUUUCCGUUAUGUUAAGUAAUGGAAAGGGGAGUAGCCCGAAUUGAAAAAAAACUGAAAGAUGUAGUACAGAUGUACCUUGUAUGACAUGUUCUCUGAUUCUUAUUCA
Messenger RNA from Lolium perenne, 862 nucleotides. RefSeq lists its product as uncharacterized. Lineage: Eukaryota; Viridiplantae; Streptophyta; Magnoliopsida; Poales; Poaceae. The record is from RefSeq and is a predicted model, not a curated record.